Molecule: messenger RNA, 1354 nt
Organism: Mycetomoellerius zeteki
Lineage: Eukaryota; Metazoa; Arthropoda; Insecta; Hymenoptera; Formicidae
Gene: Kaz
Product: E3 ubiquitin-protein transferase Katazuke
Exons: 5
Coding region: 1-1176 (391 amino acids)
Biological process (GO): proteasome-mediated ubiquitin-dependent protein catabolic process
Cellular component (GO): cytoplasm; nucleus; GID complex
Molecular function (GO): protein binding; ubiquitin protein ligase activity
Source: RefSeq, a predicted model, not a curated record
AUGUCAGACGUUAAGAGCCUUGAACAUCCUACAUUGAAGGUUCCAUACGAGCUUCUAAACAAAAAGUUCCGUUCUGCUCAGAAAACUCUUGAUAGAGAAGUAUCACAUGUUCAAGCAGUAUCUAACGAACUUGAGAAAAGUUUGAAGACUGAUGGAACUUAUGUAGCAACCGGUGAAAUUAGCAAAUUGCUCGGUGGCGUAGUCGCUAGGCUUCAAGUUUUAAAGCGUAAAGCUCAGGAGUCCAUAGCAGAGGAAUUACAAGCAGGCAUGGUGUGUAAAAGAAGAUUAGAUCAUUUAAAGGAUCACGCUAAUACCUCUCCGAGCGCUGUGAAUCAAUGGAGACGACAGAGAUUAGACAGAAUGCUUGUGGAAUAUUUCCUUCGCAAGGGAUACUACAAAACGGCUACUAAACUGGCAGACAGUAGCGAACUUAGGGAUCUAACAAAUAUUGAUGUAUUUAUGGUAUCGAGGGAAGUGGAAAAAUCUUUAGCCAAUCAUGAAAGUGCGAGAUGCAUCGGUUGGUGUCAUGAUAAUCGUUCGAAGCUAAGAAAACUAGGCAGCACUAUGGAAUUCAAUUUACGCGUGCAAGAAUUUAUCGAAUUAGUGCGAACCGACAGACGGCUUGAUGCGGUGAAGCAUGCUCGAAAAUACUUUGCCAACUACGAUGAUUAUCAGCUGCAGGAGAUUCAGUGCUGCAUGGGCCAGUUGGCCUUCCCGGCUCACGCAUACUUGAGUCCCUAUAAGGAUUUACUGGAUGAAAAGAGAUGGGACAAACUGAUCGAGACAUUUCGGCAGGAAAACUACAGAUUGUUUCAGUUAGCGAGCCAGAGUGUAUUCACGGUAGCUCUGCAAGCCGGCUUGUCGGCUCUCAAAACUCCCCAAUGUUACAGCGCGAAUAAAGAAGGUCGAAAUCCUAGCUGUCCAGUUUGCAACGAAGCGUUAAAUGAAUUAGCCGCACCAUUGCCUUUCGCUCAUUGUUCGCAAUCGCGACUUGUUUGCAGCAUAAGUGGGAAACCACUAAACGAAUACAAUCAACCUAUGAUGAUGCCGAAUGGAUAUGUGUAUGGUGAACAAGCAUUAGAAAAAAUGGCUCAAGAAAAUAACGGCACUGUGAUCUGCCCAAAGACCAAAGAAGUAUUUCCAUAUAAAAAAAUUGAAAAGGUUUACGUAAUGUAAACUCUUACAUUGACACAAAGUAUAUACAUAUGUUGUACUAUAUGCUUGACGCUUAUAUGUGGCCCUCUCCUUGCUCCAAUCUUUCUGUUAUUUAAAUAAUAAUUGUAUACUAUACUAAUAAUACUGGAACGAAAUAACAUCUAUUUUUAAGGAAAAGUUGAUCGACUUAUUCACAUCC